CCGGGAAGAACAAAACUUUGCAAGUUAUCGGUAGACAAUUAGGAAGCAUAAGAGUCCGGACACCCGAACUUGAAGUUGACUCUUUGAACUAUAAAGCAAACGAAGUUCGGCAAAUGCAAAUACGUUGAUUGGGCGCUCCGAUAUCCGCUGCGUGAGUUCUCUCUUAUCAGUAGGGGUCGCUCGUUUACAAAACCCUUCAUGGAUUUGCUGUAGAAGAAGAUUAAAAAGAAAAACAUGAAGGAGCACGACAAACAGUCAGAAAUGCAAGUGUCCUGGAUCGAGAACUCCGAUUCUGUCUCGCGCCACUUCCAAUUCGAACCCGAUGGUCGUCUAUCUGUGAAGGUGCUUGAUGACGCGAGACCAGUACACCAGAGAGUGGUCGAAUCCUUCCUCAACAAAUUCUUUCCGUCUGGAUAUCCGUACAGUGUAAACGAGGGGUACCUAAGGUACACUCAAUUCCGCGCAUUGCAACAUUUUUCGAGUGCCACACUGUCGGUGCUAUCCACUCAGUCGCUGCUAUUUGCUGCAGGCUUGCGACCUACUCCUGCACAGGCGACUGCUGUAAGUUGGAUUUUGAAGGAUGGGAUGCAGCAUGUGGGGAAGCUUAUAUGUAGCAACCUGGGUGCUAGGAUGGAUUCAGAGCCAAAACGCUGGAGAAUAUUUGCUGAUGUGCUUUAUGACUUGGGGACUGGUUUGGAAGUUCUUUCUCCAUUGUGUCCUCAUCUUUUUCUUGAGAUAGCAGGCCUGGGCAAUUUUGCUAAGGGGAUGGCAGUAGUUGCUGCAAGAGCAACAAGGUUACCAAUAUAUUCAUCCUUCGCGAAAGAAGGCAAUCUCAGUGAUCUAUUUGCGAAAGGGGAGGCCAUCUCGACUCUCUUUAAUGUUGUUGGGAUAGGAGCUGGAAUUCAAUUAGCAUCAACAGUGUGUUCAUCAAUGCAAGGAAAGUUGGUUGUGGGGCCUCUCCUUUCUAUCGUACAUAUCUACUGUGUGGUUGAAGAAAUGCGAGCUACCCCUGUCAAUACUUUGAAUCCACAGAGAAUGGCUUUGAUUGUGGCUGAUUUUGUAAAGACUGGAAAAAUAUCAAGCCCAGCUGAUCUAAGAUACCAAGAAAACCUCUUAUUACCUGGCAGACUUAUAAAAGAUGCUGGAAAUGUCAAAGUUGGUAGGGCUUUCCAUAAGGUUGUUAAACCUUCAAGACUUCCUGAAUUGAAAGAAAUAUUUUCCGAGGAGAGGUUUCUUUUAAAUCGUGGGAACAAAUGGACUGACAUGAUAUUAGAGCGCAAUGCAACUGGUGAAGAUGCAUUGAGGGGGUGGCUAGUGGCUGCAUAUGCUGAGAGCAUGGAUAAAUAUUCUUACUAUGAGUCAAAUGCUAGUGUCUUGCAAGAUGCAUAUGAAAGAAUGAACAGCAUUUUUACUCCAUUUUUGUCUGAACUCCAGGCCAAAGGAUGGCACACUGAUCGUUUUCUUGAUGGAACGGGAAGCCGCUUUGCAUGGUAGUAUUUUGUUGUCUGAUGUAAACGCAAAGAUCAAUUUAGUCUCUGAUUAACUUACUGGAGAUGCCUCACAGGACCAUAUGUGUUAGGGCCAUAGCGCGUCGUUUAUCGUUUGCAUUCCAAACUGUAUCAGCAUUCCUUUGGCCUAAUUUGUAUUUGACUGGAGUUAAAGAAGAAAAUGGCAAAUAUCAUUUUCUUUUGACUUGUGCAGAUGAGGCUUGUUUUAGCUUAUUUCUUUUUGAAUUCUGAAUAAUAUACGGAUUGAAGAACAUGAUCUAACUCU
Molecule: messenger RNA, 1773 nt
Organism: Tripterygium wilfordii
Lineage: Eukaryota; Viridiplantae; Streptophyta; Magnoliopsida; Celastrales; Celastraceae
Product: protein root UVB sensitive 2, chloroplastic
Exons: 10
Coding region: 235-1494 (419 amino acids)
Biological process (GO): auxin polar transport; response to UV-B
Cellular component (GO): chloroplast envelope
Source: RefSeq, a predicted model, not a curated record